Messenger RNA from Dromaius novaehollandiae (emu), 1744 nucleotides. RefSeq names its product MTOR associated protein, LST8 homolog (gene MLST8). The record is from RefSeq and is a predicted model, not a curated record. The coding region runs from base 119 to 1099 and encodes 326 amino acids. Gene Ontology annotation, biological process: TOR signaling; regulation of actin cytoskeleton organization. Lineage: Eukaryota; Metazoa; Chordata; Aves; Casuariiformes; Dromaiidae. Gene Ontology annotation, molecular function: protein binding. Gene Ontology annotation, cellular component: TORC1 complex; TORC2 complex. The transcript has 9 exons.
GCCUCGCGCAUGCGCGGAGCGGCGGGAGUCGAGCCGCCCGCGCUGCCCAGCGCAUGCGCAGAGCGAGCCGUUCCCGCCCUGCGCGGUGCGCGGCCGCGGCGGCCGCCGCUGCGGGACCAUGAACGCGGCGCAAGGCACGGUGGGCAGCGACCCGGUGAUCCUGGCCACCGCCGGCUACGACCACACCGUGCGCUUCUGGCAGGCGCACAGCGGCAUCUGCACCCGCACCGUGCAGCACCAGGACUCCCAGGUGAACGCGCUGGAGAUCACGCCCGACCGCAGCAUGAUCGCCGCCGCCGGCUACCAGCACAUUCGGAUGUACGACCUCAACUCCAACAAUCCCAAUCCGGUGAUCAACUACGACGGCGUGAGCAAGAACAUCACCUCGGUGGGCUUCCACGAGGACGGCCGCUGGAUGUACACGGGCGGGGAGGACUGCAUGGCGAGGAUCUGGGAUCUCAGGUCUCGCAACCUCCAGUGCCAGCGCAUCUUCCAGGUGAACGCUCCCAUUAACUGUGUCUGCUUGCACCCCAACCAGGCAGAGCUGAUUGUGGGUGAUCAGAGUGGUGCGAUUCACAUCUGGGACCUGAAAACAGACCACAAUGAGCAGCUGAUCCCAGAGCCUGAAGUUUCCGUGAAUUCGGUUCACAUUGACCCCGAUGCCAGUUACAUGGCGGCUGUCAACAGCUCGGGAAACUGUUACGUCUGGAACCUGACGGGCGGCAUCGGAGAGGAGGUGACCCAGCUGAUCCCCAAGACCAAGAUCCCAGCGCACAACCGCUACGCCCUGCAGUGCAAGUUCAGCCCUGACUCCACGCUCUUGGCUACCUGUUCUGCAGAUCAGACAUGCAAGAUCUGGAGGACUUCAAACUUCUCUCUGAUGACAGAACUGAGCAUUAAAAGCAAUAACCCCGGGGAAACCUCUCGCGGCUGGAUGUGGGACUGUGCCUUCUCUGGGGACUCCCAGUACAUCGUCACGGCUUCCUCAGAUAACUUGGCCAGACUUUGGUGCGUGGAGACAGGAGAGAUCAAGAGGGAAUACAGUGGCCACCAGAAAGCGGUUGUCUGCCUUGCUUUCAAUGACAGCGUGUUGGGUUAAUGCCUACAUGCAAGAAAGAAAGGACCUGUGCUUGUUUUCCCCUGUCUUGCGAUGACAAGCACCCUCUGGAGCCUGAGACACGAACACUUGUAUCCAUCCCCUCCUCUGAUGGAGAUGGCUCGGUCUCUGGCAGAAGCAGCUGCAUCUGCCUGGAAUGGGACCAGGCUUCAGCCCUGAGCAGAUAAUAACCGAAACGUGUCUGACCUCCAAGGGACACCCCUUGGACAACGGGAACGGCCUGGGAGGCACCACCCCGUAGAGGGUGGCUGGGGGCAGAUCAGCUGGAGGUGCUCCUCUGGCCAGUGCACGCAGUGCAUGCGCUGCAGACACCUUUGCCAUGUUUUGUACCCCAAAGUGAAAAACAUCAGCCUUCCUAAACGGUGGCAUAGGCUGAACAAAGAGGAAGGGCAGCUGUUUUCUUGUUUUGCAAUCCCUUUAUUCGAAGUAUAUUUCACAGACUUACUUCAAGAACAGCACUGAUAAAAGCAGCAGCCCUGGCCAACUGAUAACCUUGUGUUGUGCAGGGCACACGGCCACAAAACACUAGCUACUCCGCAUGAUCCGUCUGUGUCUAGUUCUACUGAUACCUACAUACACGGUGCGGUCCUGGAGCACAGCUGCAAAUAAAGUGUCCGUACCAACAAA